UCUCCUCCCCGCGCUCCCCACGCCCCUUCCUCCCGCGGGGCGCAGCGGGUGCGCAGCCGCCGGCCGUCACCGGAAGCCCGGCCGCGUCCUCCGCGCUGGGACCCGGCCGCCCGCGCCCGCCACCGGCACCUGGUCUCCAGAACCAUGUGGUACAUCAGUACACGGGGCACAGCUCCCAGAGUCGACUUUGAGGAGGCCCUGUGCUCUGGCUAUGCACCUGAUGGCGGCCUCUACAUGCCCGAGGAGCUGCCCCAGCUGGACAGGGAAACCCUGCAGCACUGGAGCUCACUGUCCUACCCCAGCCUGGUGAAGGAGCUCUGCAGCCUCUUCAUCGGGCCUGAGCUCAUUCCGAGACAGGACUUAAAUGGUCUGAUCGAUCGAGCCUUCUGCAGAUUUCGCUCCAGAGAUGUGGUCCAUCUGCGUAGGCUGAAGAGUGGGCUGAACGUGUUGGAACUGUGGUAUGGGGUCACAUAUGCCUUUAAGGACUUGUCCCUGUCCUGCGCGGCUCAGUUCCUGCAGUACUUCCUGGAGAAGAGGAGCAAACAUGUCACCAUAGUCGUGGGAACUUCUGGGGACACAGGAAGUGCUGCCAUUGAGAGUGUCCAGGGUGCAAAGAAUGUGGACAUCAUUGUUCUGCUGCCCAAAGGUUACUGCUCGAGGAUUCAGGAGCUGCAGAUGACAACGGUGCUAAAGGACAAUGUCCAUGUGUUUGGAGUGGAGGGAAACAGUGAUGAGCUGGACGAGCCCAUCAAGGCCAUGUUCGAGGAUGUGGCUUUCGUCAAGAAGCACAACCUGAUGAGCCUCAAUUCAAUCAACUGGUCUCGGGUCCUCGUGCAAAUGGCCCACCACUUCUUCGCUUACUUCCAGUGCUCACCUUCGCUGGACACGCACCCACUGUCCCCCGUGGAAGUGGUUGUGCCUUCAGGAGCUGGUGGCAACCUUGCAGCUGGGUGCCUGGCUCAGAAGAUGGGGCUGCCCAUCCGCCUGGUGGCGGCGGUGAACCACAACGACAUCAUCCACAGGACAGUCCAGAGGGGAGACUUCUCUCUGUCCGCGGCUGUCAAACCAACCUUGGCGUCCGCCAUGGACAUUCAGGUGCCUUACAACAUGGAGAGGGUCUUCUGGCUGGUCUCCGGCACCAACAGCCGGGUGACCAAGGCCCUCAUGGAGCAGUUUGAAAGGACCCAUAGUGUGCAACUAUCCGAGGACCUGCAUGGCAAGCUUUCAGAGGUGGUGACUUCUGUGUCAGUGUCGGAUGAAGCCAUCACCCAGGCCAUGGGCCGCUGCUGGGAUGAGAACCAGUACUUGCUGUGUCCUCAUUCGGCGGUGGCCGUGAGCUACCAUUACCAGCAGAUGAACAGGCAGCAGUCCAGUGUUCCCCGGUGCUGCCUGGCCCCUGCCUCUGCGGCCAAGUUCCCGGAAGUGGUCCUGGCUGCCGGGCUGACCCCAGAGACACCGGAAGAGAUCCUAGCCCUGGAGCGCAAGGAGACCCGGUGCACUCCGAUGCGGAGGGGAGAUGACUGGGCGAUGAUGCUGCGGAACACAAUCGAGGACCUCAGCCGGAGCUGGAGGGCCGGAUCCUUGAGUGUCUCGGAAUAACCCUGGUGGAGCCUGCCUCACUUUGAGGGGAGGUAGCCAUUGUAGCUCACGGUCCUCAGCACGUAACUGGUGUCCUUACAGGAAGAGGAAACCAGGACCCAGAUGUCAGCGCACACAGAGUGGUAUGGAAAGGUGCCACCUGCACUUUGAAGAGAAGCCUUAGCUCCUGGCACCUGGAUCUCAGCUGUGCAUCCUCCAGCACCGGAAGGAAAUAAAUUUCUGUGUGCUAAACCCACACAGGAAGUGGUUUGCCCUUGUGUCAGCCCGAGCCAGCACACACACGCACACAGACACGCACACACAGAUCCAGGUAUCCACAGAUGCACCAGGUACCCAUCUUCUGCGAGCCAUCCACUUCCUGUGCUAUGGUCACAAAUCAGCUGUUUCAUGGCUGUGCACCUCAGUUUUCCUCUUCUGCUUAUUGGAACCCUUACCCGCCUUGCAGGUUUACUCUGAGGAUUACCUGACAUAAUGUAUUGCUAAGUGCUAGGUAAACUCUCAAAUGCCGUACAAAUGGUUCUUCCUAUUAACACAAUUAUAGUCUGUGCGGAACAAUUUA
Molecule: messenger RNA, 2158 nt
Organism: Cavia porcellus (domestic guinea pig)
Lineage: Eukaryota; Metazoa; Chordata; Mammalia; Rodentia; Caviidae
Gene: Thnsl2
Product: threonine synthase like 2
Exons: 10
Coding region: 145-1599 (484 amino acids)
Biological process (GO): 2-oxobutyrate biosynthetic process; dephosphorylation
Molecular function (GO): pyridoxal phosphate binding
Source: RefSeq, a predicted model, not a curated record